AUGCAACAUGAUCAUCAGUCCAGAAUCUUCUGUCCGUCCGCCCUCUCGACAUGGCAUGCUGAACAACAUUUUAUAACGACUGGUAUUUCAUCCGUGCCACCAAAUGAUGAUCAUCAUCCGGAAUGUAGUGAUUUUUUCAUUCAUGAUCCGAAUGCCUGUUGGUGUUCUGGAUGUAAAAGAAAAUUUGAAAUUGGUUCCGUAAUGUUAUUGUGUUUGAAUUGUCCUUUUGGAUUUCACAAGUCUUCGGAUGGAAUUUCUCAAAAUUCAAAGAAUAACCACAAUCACAAUUCGAAAGGAUAUAUUUUAUGUAACAAAUGCGGAAAGGAGUUUUCCAAGCAUCACCUAAAAAAAGGACAUUGUUUUGUGACCUUGAUCAACAGAAAAUUUAGCUAUGAGGCCCUUUUAGAGAGCGCUCGAUUCGAUACAUUAUCAAGUAAGAUCAGUGCAACAUGUAUAUCAAAGAAUGGUGUUCUAGUUGCGGAUGAUUUCUGUAAAAAAGUAGAGGCCUGUCAUGCCAAGGCAAAUUGUUGGCUCUUCACAAAACCAAAAGAAUUAUUUGCAGAAGACGAAAUUCAAAUUUAUAAUGAUAAUAUUAUACAUCGUAGGGUGACCUGUGAUGCAUGUGAAUGCACCAUUCACGGAACAAGAUAUUGUUGUUUGAAUUGUGCUGAUUUCGAUUUGUGCAGUAAUUGUAUGAAACAACAUUUACAAAAAUCAAGAAGAAGCAUAUCGAAUGGAAUGGACGCCUCCAUUCAUCCAUCCAAGACAUUCAUGGAUGAUCAGAACAAUUGUUCUAAUACCGAUACCACUACUACUUUUACGGAUACAACAUGUUCACACAAUCCAAAUCAUGUGUUUUUACAAACGUUACUUCCAUUAUUGAAUAGACCCAAACAGCUUUCUAAUUGUGUUUAUUUGGAUGAUCCGAGUGGACAUGACUCCUCUAGAGGAGUCGAUUUGAUUAGUAGCAUGACAAGUAGCAGCAUGACGUGGUACAGUGCUUCGCAAAGCAUGAUUUUAAAUAAUUUGAAUUUCCAUGAACAAGCACAGUCAUCAUCCAGAGCUGUCAAUUCACAACAGCCCACAACUCAAAAUCUUGUAUCCAAUACCUACAACACAUUCAUGUUACAAUCAUGUAACACUCAUGCUGGCUUGAAUAGCCACUUGAUUGAUCUAACGCAACAACACCCAAACGUAAUCAUCAUUCCGUACAAUGAGAACCUAUUUGACAUGCUCUACGAGAUUGAAUGUUUGAGCUUUUCCAAAGCCUACAAUAGGGAUUUAUUAUUUCAUAUUUUGGAUUUAUCACUUCACAAUUCUUUGGACAAACCGGUCGACUAUUUUUCAUGGGUUGCCUUAAUGAGGACCCCAACGACGAAUGAUGAUUCAACAAAAUCAUCAUCACAAUUUCAAAUGAAUUCCCAACACUACGUUGCAGGAUUUAUCAUGUACAAUAUUAAUAAGGAAAAGGAGAGAGCUGAAAUUUCUUCAUUUGCAGUACAUCCCUCCUUGAGAAAUCACGGAAUAGGGCGUGAAUUGCUCCGCUACUCGUUAGCUCAUAUUCUCAAGUAUGAGUGGUUAUGGUAUGGCCAGCAAAAUGAAAUGGUGCAUCAUGUCAUUGACAUUAAUGACAUGCAUGACUGUGAAGAUGAAGAAUUGCGAUAUUACACCAAUGAACCAAUUUCGCAUUCACACAGUCGAUUAAUGUGGAAACAUUCGUGUAGAUGGAUUCAACUGCAUGUCUCCUCUCUCAAUUUAGCAGCUCAAAAACUUUACACCAAAUUUGGUUUCAAAACCCACCAUUAUCAUGAUAAUUAUUAUUCCCAUUUUGGUGGUGACAAUAAGAAAAAGCGUCAGCAUUCAGAAAAAGAGCUCUAUCCGUCCGAUACUGGAGAUGGAGUGGUCAUGAUCCUCACUUUAGAGGACAAGGACCAUUUAUUCAAAUUGCAAUAA
Molecule: messenger RNA, 1953 nt
Organism: Naegleria fowleri
Lineage: Eukaryota; Heterolobosea; Eutetramitea; Acrasida; Naegleriidae
Exons: 1
Coding region: 1-1953 (650 amino acids)
Molecular function (GO): zinc ion binding; acyltransferase activity, transferring groups other than amino-acyl groups
Source: RefSeq, a predicted model, not a curated record